This is a messenger RNA of Papilio polytes (common Mormon), 2951 nucleotides long. RefSeq lists its product as uncharacterized. The coding region runs from base 89 to 2422 and encodes 777 amino acids. Lineage: Eukaryota; Metazoa; Arthropoda; Insecta; Lepidoptera; Papilionidae. Gene Ontology annotation, molecular function: protein serine/threonine kinase activity; ATP binding. The transcript has 7 exons. Gene Ontology annotation, biological process: peptidyl-threonine phosphorylation; peptidyl-serine phosphorylation. The record is from RefSeq and is a predicted model, not a curated record.
ACAAACGCAUUGAGAUUUAUCUGGUGCGGUGUGCAAUUAAUUUUCGUAUGUUUUCUAUUAAAAAUGAACAGAUAUUUAAACUAGAAGGAUGAAAAGAGUGAAAAUGACAUCACACAAAGGAUACUUUUCAACAUAUCAAAGUCCUAACAUUGUUAUUGAUCCUAACAAGUCAAACUAUCCACCAAUUGUGAAGAAAAUGAAAGCAGAUAACAGAGUAAACACAAAUUUAAAAAUUCUACAAGAUAAUAAAAUGUCAGAACUUUAUACAGAGAUGGACUCUAAUCUAGUCAAAAAAAUAAAUAAAGAUGAUUUAAAGAAACCAAUUAAAAGUGAAAUUACCCCAAAUAAAAUAUUGAGUAAUGGUCCUAAUAAAUCUAACACAGUUAGGAUAGGAGAAAACAUUUCUUCUAAAAUUAAACUUGAACAAAACUACAAGCCUAAUAAUCAGAGAGAAAACGUAACAUCCCAGUUUACUUCAGGAUUAAUAUUAAAUAGUAAUAAGUCAUGUACCAACAAUACAGAUCUGAAUAAAGAGAGUUUCAAAGACAAUACAUUUAGUAACAAUAUAAAAAUUGAACCAAACAAUAACUCUGAUGGUGAUAUGGGAACAUCUAACAAAGAGGGGAAUUGUUUAGAGAGAACAUCAACAUUAACAAAUUGUGUGAACAACAACAAUACUGUUAAAAACGAAGAAAACAUGGAUAUAAAUAAAACAUUUAAACACAAAGUUAAGGAAACUAAAGAGGAAAAUAUGCCUGAAAAAUUUAAAGAAGCAACGAAAAAGAAUUCAGCACAAGUAAAUCGAAAGUACUCCACAAAGGAUGUGAAACAAGGCAAAAACGAAACUGUACAGCCCAAAACAAUAAAAAUAAUUAUUAAUGUGACAUAUAAUAAUUUGCAUAGCAAAAAUAAUACAAGAUCAACCAAUAGCAAUGUUGACGGAGAUUUGAGUUUUCUGGACGAUUUUGAUGUAGAUGAAGUGGUAGAAAGUUUAUUUAAUGGCAAGCAACAAAAUAAACCUAUAAUUAAUGACGAAAAGGUAACCGAAAGUUCCAAAAGAAGAAAAACGUCGAAUACAGAACAGACAAAUACAAAUCACAAAGAAAAGCACACUUCAAAGGUUGACAAUAAGACUGAAGAAAUACAAAAACUAAAUAUCGAAAAAGAAAAAUCACCAGCAGGUAUACCAACAGAAAAAAAUAAAAGAAAAAAUGAAAAUGAUCAAAUUGAUUGCAAUAUUGUUCCUAAAAAUAUGAAUAAUAAAUCUAAGAGUAACAUAAUUAGUACAGAACGCAAAAAAGAUUCUAAAGAAACUAAAAAGGAGGUUUGCUCGGAAAAAGUUAAAUGUGUAGAUCAUAGUACAAAUAAACAUAAUAUUGGUCAUGGUAUAUUAAACAAGUUUGUUACAAAAUCGGAUAAAGAUUUAGCACAUAACUUAGAAAUAAAGAUGUAUGAUACCUUGAAACAAAAAUAUUCUGUACUUGCUGUGACACACUACGGAAAGUUUUCUAAAAUAUUUAAAUGUAUUGGUACAUCUGGAGAUUGCUACGCUGUGAAGAUACUAGACAAUCCUUCAACAAAUCAUUUAAAAGAAAAGAAAAAAGAGAACAUUCUACAGGAACUAAAGAAGGAUAUUCCAGAAGAAAAUUUACGCUGUAUUCAUUUGUUGCACAGUUUUCAAAUAGAUAGACACAUGUGUUAUAUGACAAAUUACUAUGCAGUUAACCUUGAACAAAUAUUGAUUGAAAAAAAGUUUCACAUAGAAGAAAUACAAGCUUUAAGUAAACAAUUAGUUGAGGCGGUCAUUGUAUUAAGAAGCAAAAAUAUUGUUCAUCAUGAUAUAAAACCAAGUCAUAUACUUCUAGACGAUAAAGCAGAGAAGCUUACGCUAUGCGGAUUUGACGAAGCAAUUUUAUACGUGCAUUCAGAUAAUUUAAAAAGUAAUAUUGGAACAGUAAAUUAUGCGUCACCAGAGAAAAUUUUAGGCCACUCUCAUGGUUUUCCUGUCGACGUAUGGUCUACGGCGUUGGUGAUUUAUGAAAUGGCAACAAAUACUAUGCUAUUCACGGGAACGACAGAUAAUGAAGUUUUAUUCAAACAGAUGAGUGUUUUAGGUAAUAUGCCUGAGUAUAUUAUUAAGGAGUCCAGAUUUAGAAAUAUGCAUUUUCGUGGAACGACAUUUAUCAAAAAGGGUUUGAAUCAGUAUUCUGACAUCAGGAUACACAAUUUUGUGAAAAAUAAUAACAUCUACUCAUCAAUAAUUGCUGCGCAGUCUACACGUGAUAUUGCAUGUGAAAACAUAGAAUAUAAAUUACAAUCAUUGGUCAGAUUAUUGGGAAGAAUGUUGGUAAUAGAUCCUAGAAAACGAUUAACAAUUGAAUAUGUUUAUGCUGAUAAUUUUUUCUUUCAAAAAACAAUUUGAGUUCAGUGAUUUAAUUUGAGUUAAACCUAAAUAGUUUAUGUUUUUAGUUCCUUAGUGUCAUGUUCUAAUCUAAACCUGUUAAAAAAGUUAAUUAACUUGUCUAUGGUUAGAUUCUAACCUAUAAUUGUGGCUAUUUUUAAUUUGAUUACAUAUUUAAAGGCCAGCCCUGUACUCAGUUUCUAUACCAUAUUAAGUGUAAAACCUUUAAUAUGUAUACAUUUCAAGAUAUAAAUUUAAAAGGUAGACUAAAGGCUGAAUACUGAAACGAAAUUUCAGUUCCUAAGUUUUUAAUUGUAUUUGGAUGUUACGUGUGGCUUUGUAUUUUAGGCGCAGUAAUAUUAAAUGUUUCAGUAUUCAGCUGUAUGUGUUUAGAAAUCAUGUUUUAGUGUUUCAUAUGAUUUUGAUUAAUCAUUUGUAAGCAGUGAAAUUACAAGUUUUGUUUUUAUUGUAAUCCUUACAUGAUUAAAAUUGUUACUCGCAAGAUUCAUUCUAUAAGUUAAGUUUUCCGAACUGUAUAGGCCAUAAGAUU